Molecule: messenger RNA, 1347 nt
Organism: Lottia gigantea (owl limpet)
Lineage: Eukaryota; Metazoa; Mollusca; Gastropoda; Lottiidae
Exons: 14
Coding region: 1-1347 (448 amino acids)
Biological process (GO): tRNA methylation
Source: RefSeq, a predicted model, not a curated record
AUGUCUGAAGAGGAACCCUCUGCAGCCCCAACGCCAAAAGAUGGUCAAUGUUCAUUUUAUUUGAAGAAGAAAAAUCGUUUCUGUCGAUUUCGGCCUAAUAAAGAUCAGAAAUACUGUGCUGAACAUUCUAUCACUAUGGGGGUAGAAUUAGAAAGAAAAAGAGUUGUCUGUCCUUUAAAUCCAUUACAUACCUGCUAUGAGGAUAUGUUGAGGAAACAUAUUAAGAAAUGUAACAACAGAAAAAAACCAGAAGAGGUGCACUAUGUUGAAGGUAUCAACUCCGGUAGUGAUGUUGAAGAGAAAAAGGUUUCUUUUAACUCUAUAGAUACUGCAGACCUACGUUGUCUCAUAGAAAAAAUAAACAAACUUUAUGAUGAGUAUAUUGGAACUAUAGAAGAAGAUAUCUUAACACAUGAUUGUUUAAAAGAAGAAUUAGAAAAUAGUUCGUAUGGAACGGCAGCCAUGAGACAUCGGAAACAACAGGCGUCACUAGUAGGUCAUAUGAAUAAAUUAGGUUUACUUCAAGAUAAUACCAGGUUUAUUGAGAUGGGAGCUGGUAAAGGUCAACUAUCACACUGGGUAGAGAGGGCGGUACAAGAUAAAAAUAAUAUAAGUUUUUUACUGGUAGAUAGAGGAAGUGCUAGAUAUAAGGUAACAUUAUUUUUUGAGAGGCUGAAAAUAGAUAUAGAACAUCUGGAUCUAGAUAAAGUAGCUAGUAUCAAAAACAGUCAAAAAGAAAAUGUGGCCAUUGGUAAACAUCUUUGCGGGGCAGCAACAGAUUUAGCUUUAAGAUGUCUGUUAAGUCACAAUGGUCAGAACAGACACACUUGUCCCGAGAGUCACAACAGUGAAUUUCCAAAUAAAAAACUAAAAACAAAUAAUGGAGGUUCUAUAGCUCAAACAGAAAGAAGAAGUAUAAAAGGAGUGGUUAUAGCGCUAUGUUGUCAUCAUAGAUGUACAUGGAAAUCAUAUGUUGGUAAAGAGUUUAUACGUUCAGUAAAUCUUACUAGUACAGAUUUUAAUAUUAUGUCCAGUAUGAGUAGCUGGGCAACCUGUACAUGGAAAGGCUGGAAAGCUCAAGCUGACAAAACAGACAAUAAACAAGAAGAAGAGAAUAAAAAUAUUGAAAACAUUGAUGAUGAACAUGAAAAUAAUCCACAAGAAGAUUAUAGAGGUGCUAUAAAACUAGAGGCCAGUGAAAGAGAAGAAAUAGGUAGAAGAUGUAAGAGAUUGAUAGAUUAUGGUAGACUAAAGUUUUUACAGAACAACAGCUUUACUGUCACUUUAAAAUCUUAUAUUGACUUUUAUUUAACACCAGAAAAUAUUGUUCUGUUAGCUCAUAGAUAG